Molecule: messenger RNA, 1796 nt
Organism: Syngnathus typhle (broad-nosed pipefish)
Lineage: Eukaryota; Metazoa; Chordata; Actinopteri; Syngnathiformes; Syngnathidae
Product: CKLF-like MARVEL transmembrane domain-containing protein 3
Exons: 5
Coding region: 203-718 (171 amino acids)
Cellular component (GO): membrane
Source: RefSeq, a predicted model, not a curated record
GCGUGUGCGCGUGCGCGCGGGCGAGUUUUGGAGGGUUGUCCUCCGCUAGCUUCACAUCUGGCCAAACAGAUGUUGCUAGCCGUUGUGCUUCCUUCCGCGCUGUCAUUGUUUCCGCUUCCACCGCAGAGGAGCCUCGUUUGGUCUCUCUCUUUGCCUUUUUUGCCUCUUUCACUUUUGUCUUGUGGCCGCCGCCGCCACCGCCAUGGGAGACCUGGAAGCUCCCGAGUCGAGGCAGCCGAGCCGCAGCGUGCUGCAGUCGGUCCUCCCCAGCAGAGAGUUCGUCUCCUCCAGGAAAGGAAUGUUGCUCAUCGCUGAAGUGGCGCUGUCCUUUGUGGAUUUUGUUUGCUUCGCCGCGUCCACGGCGGCCGCCUUCGUGACGGUUCCGCUGCUGGAGUUCCUGGCCGCUCUCUUCCUGCUCUUCGCCUACUCCACCAAAUUCAACCAGAGGUUUAAAGGCUUCCUGUGGCCUCUGAUGGAUUUUAUGAGAUGCGUGACUGCUGCCAUCAUCUAUUUCAUCAUUUCCAUCAUCGCCGUAUCCAAAUAUACGGACGGUUCCUCCAAAGCUGCCGGGGUUUUUGGCUUCAUCGCUACCAUUGCCUUCGCUUUGGAUUUUUAUCUCAUUUUUAACGAGCUGGCCAAUUUCCUGAAGCAAGGCGGAGAAACCACCGAGGAGCCUUCCAAACGGCAAGAUGAAUGUUCAGACUCCGACUCGGACUGAGAUUGCCCACCAUUUGGAGUCCUCGAGCCCAGGAGACACGGCCGCAGCUCGCCGUGGAACAUUUCGACCGAGUUGAGCUCCGAACGUGAAAAAGCCGUCUGUUGUUUUGGAGUCUCAUGCCAAAUGGAGUUUUGAGCAUGUGAAGCGUUGACAGAUUUAUGAAAAAAAAAAAGACAUUUUAUUUGUUUAUCUUUUCCAAUAUUGUGUAAGAAUUUGUUGAAAAGAAACGCUACUAUGUUUGUCGAAAUGGGGUCAAUGAAGAAGCUGAAGUGAAAAUCAGAGUUCAACCCCCAAACUCAUAAUACAUUCAUUCAUUCAUUCAUUCAUUCAUUCAUUCAUUCAUUCAUUCAUUCAUUCAUUCAUUCAUUCAUUCACACAUUCAUUCAUUCACACAUUCACUCAUUCAUUCAUACAUUCAUUCAUUCAUACAUUCAUUCAUUCAUACAUACAUACAUACAUACAUACAUACAUACAUACAUACAUACAUACAUACAUACAUACAUACAUACAUACAUUCAUACAUUCAUACAUUCAUUCAUACAUUCAUACAUACAAACUCCACUAACCCUCGAGACGUGAUGCAGGUUGGCUGGUUUCAACCAUUGUACAUUUCUGCUUCAUUGUGUGUGUGUGUGUGUGUGUGUGUUUUGUAUUUGUUGACUUCACUGCUGCUGUUAGUGUCCCUUUUCCAGGUUGUUCUAUGUUGUUGUUCCAGUCACUAUCAAGUGUGUGUGAAUGGGAAUGAAUCAUUGCCAGUGCCUUAUGUUGCUCUGUUUUAUUAUUAUUUUUUUAUCUGUAUUGAGUUUGUAUGUCCUCCCUUCUACUUCCACCAUUGAGGAAUAAGAGGUGCAAACAAAGCCACAGUGAAUAUGGUCAUAACACCAAAUCUGUAAUCUAUAAGUGAUAAGUGAUCUAUACAUUGGGUUAAUGAACACAAUUUGUCAUUUGUCUCCGGCAAGCGGCACAUAUCGUCGUUUUUAUGAUGUUCACGUUACUGUGGAUCGAUCAGGCAAUCUUUUUGCCCGCUUUGUCACACACACAUUUACUCUAUGUAUAACAAUAAAGUCACUGGAUUUUA